GAGAAAGUAAACGAAAAAAAAUAGUAUAAAAGGGUUUUUUUUUUCUUUCUAUUUUUCUUUUUUUUACCAAGUUAUCCCUGAAACCCUAAUGCCCCUUCUUUUUCACUCUGCCUCCAACCACCCAAGUAGCUUCCUGUUCAAAAUUGUGUGCCGUGUCUUGGGUGUUAAUUUAGCAUAGCAUGGAUAUCCAAACCUUUGCUUUCGCCGCAUCUUCUCCUCCGUUACCGGUAAUCGCCACCGCCAAGCUCGCCGGCAUCUCUCCCUCCAUUGAUACCUCUCUCCCCCCUGACUCAUCUCCCACAUUUAUCUUCUCUGAUGGGCUAGAGUUGCACGGGGCACAUGUUCUUCUACGUUAUAUUGGGCGAGCUGCCAAUUUCUAUGGGCAAAAUGCAUUUGAAUCUAGCCAGGCUGAUGAAUGGCUGGAGUAUGCUACUAUCCUCUCAUCGGGCCCUGCUUUUGAGAAUGGGUGCAAAUAUAUAGAUGAGUACCUGGAGAAGCGUACAUUUUUGGUUGGUUAUUCAUUGUCAAUUGCAGACCUUGCAAUCUGGGCAGGUCUUGCAGGUUCUGGGAAGAGAUGGGAAAGUCUAAGGAAGUCAAAGAAAUAUCCAAAUCUUGCACGGUGGUUCAAUUCAAUAGUGACAGAACAUGGUACUGCCCUAAAUGAAGUCACAUCAGCAUAUGUUGGCAAAAAAGGAUUGGGAGAGCCAACGGUGACCAAGUCAAAAGACCAGUCAGUAAUCACUGAUAAAGUGAAAAAUGUGGAUGGGCACGUAUCCGGGAACAACAAAGGAGGAAGCAAACCUUCAGCAGAAAUAGAUCUUCCAGAUGCUGAAGUUGGAAAAGUUCGCUUGCGAUUUGCACCUGAACCAAGUGGCUAUCUUCAUAUUGGACACUCAAAAGCAGCACUGUUGAAUAAAUAUUUUGCUGAGCGGUACCAGGGCCAGGUUAUCGUGCGUUUUGAUGAUACCAAUCCUGCUAAAGAAAGCAAUGAAUUUGUCGACAACUUGGUGAAAGAUAUUGAAACAUUGGGUAUCAAGUAUGAACAAAUUACAUAUACAUCAGAUUACUUCCCUGAGUUAAUGGAACUGGCUGAAAAAUUAAUUCACCAGGGUAAAGCAUAUGUUGAUGACACUCCACGUGAACAAAUGCAAAAGGAGAGAAUGGAUGGCAUAGAAUCUAAAUGCAGAAAUAAUAGUGUAGAGGAGAAUAUAAAAUUAUGGAAGGAAAUGAUUGCAGGAACAGAGAGGGGCUUGCAGUGUUGUGUUCGUGGCAAGUUGGAUAUGCAGGACCCAAACAAAUCACUUCGAGAUCCUGUUUAUUAUCGUUGCAAUCCAAUGCCUCAUCAUAGAAUUGGGUCCAAGUAUAAAGUGUAUCCAACUUAUGAUUUUGCCUGUCCAUAUGUUGAUGCUAGAGAAGGAAUCACACAUGCCCUUCGGUCGAGUGAAUACCAUGAUCGCAAUGCUCAGUAUUACCGGAUUCAAGAGGACAUGGGUGUUAGAAAAGUUCUCAUCUAUGAAUUCAGCCGGUUGAAUAUGGUUUACACUCUUCUCAGCAAACGGAAGCUUCUAUGGUUUGUACAAAAUGGAAAAGUUGAUGGAUGGGAUGAUGCACGAUUUCCUACAGUACAAGGAAUCGUGCGUAGAGGUUUGAAAAUUGAAGCGCUGAUACAGUUUAUUGUUGAGCAAGGGGCAUCUAAAAAUCUCAAUCUCAUGGAAUGGGACAAGCUUUGGACUAUUAAUAAGAAGAUUAUUGACCCUGUCUGUCCCAGACACACUGCUGUCAUCGCAGAUAGACGUGUGUUGUUGACCCUCACUGAUGGUCCUGAGAAACUAUUUGUCCGCAUCAUACCUCGGCACAAGAAAUAUGAAGCUGCUGGAGUUAAAGCUACAUCAUAUACUAAAAGCAUAUGGAUUGACCAUGCUGAUGCAGAGUCUAUAUCAGCCGGUGAGGAAGUAACGUUGAUGGAUUGGGGAAAUGCCAUAGUGAAGGAAAUAGUGAAGGACCAAGAUGGAAAUAUCACGGGGUUGUGUGGUGUUUUGCAUCUUGAAGGAUCUGUGAAGACCACAAAAUUGAAACUCACUUGGCUACCUAACAUAAAUGAACUAGUUAGCCUGACAUUGGUGGAGUUUGAUUAUCUAAUUACAAAGAAAAAGCUUGAAGAAGGGGAGGAUUUCAUUGACGUGGUUAACCCAUGUACCAAAAAGGAGAUUUCAGCAUAUGGGGACUCCAACAUGCGAAAUCUUCAGCGUGGAGAUAUAUUGCAACUGGAGAGAAAGGGAUAUUUCAGGUGUGAUGUACCCUUCGUUCGGUUUUCACAACCAAUCGUGCUAUUUGCAAUCCCUGAUGGCAGGCAGCAGACAUGAUUGAAUUGAAGUAAUCUUUUUUUUAUCAUACAACUGUUUGGAGCAUAACUCACAUUCACACUCCGCACUGUUGGUAAUAGGGAUAACAUGUUUGUGGAACUAUUUAUGUUUACCAUCACAUUGUAUUCUGUUUAUAAGCAAACCAUUAUAAUUGGAUUCUUUACUAGCAUUUGGAGAAGUCUUCUUUGGUUUU
Messenger RNA from Cajanus cajan (pigeon pea), 2556 nucleotides. RefSeq names its product Glutamyl/glutaminyl-tRNA synthetase, class Ic. The record is from RefSeq and is a predicted model, not a curated record. Lineage: Eukaryota; Viridiplantae; Streptophyta; Magnoliopsida; Fabales; Fabaceae. Gene Ontology annotation, cellular component: cytosol; cytoplasm; methionyl glutamyl tRNA synthetase complex. Gene Ontology annotation, biological process: translation; glutamyl-tRNA aminoacylation. Gene Ontology annotation, molecular function: glutamate-tRNA ligase activity; ATP binding.